This is a messenger RNA of Microtus ochrogaster (prairie vole), 720 nucleotides long. RefSeq names its product claudin 14 (gene Cldn14). Gene Ontology annotation, molecular function: structural molecule activity. The record is from RefSeq and is a predicted model, not a curated record. Gene Ontology annotation, cellular component: membrane; bicellular tight junction. Lineage: Eukaryota; Metazoa; Chordata; Mammalia; Rodentia; Cricetidae.
AUGGCCAGCACAGCCGUCCAGCUUCUGGGCUUCCUGCUUAGCUUCCUGGGCAUGGUGGGAACGCUCAUCACCACCAUCCUGCCGCACUGGCGGAGGACAGCCCACGUGGGCACCAACAUCCUGACUGCCGUGUCCUACCUGAAGGGGCUGUGGAUGGAGUGUGUGUGGCACAGCACGGGCAUCUACCAGUGCCAGAUCUACCGGUCGCUGCUGGCACUGCCCCGGGACCUGCAGGCGGCGCGGGCGCUCAUGGUCAUCUCCUGCCUGCUGUCGGGCAUGGCCUCCGCCUUUGCUGUGGUGGGCAUGAAGUGCACUCGUUGUGCCAAGGGCACACCCGCCAAGACCACCUUCGCGGUGCUGGGGGGUGCGCUCUUCCUGCUGGCCGGCCUCUUGUGCAUGGUGGCCGUGUCCUGGACCACCAACGACGUGGUGCAGAAUUUCUACAACCCGCUGCUGCCCAGUGGCAUGAAGUUCGAGAUCGGCCAGGCCCUGUACCUGGGUUUCAUCUCCUCGUCUCUGUCCCUCAUUGGGGGCACCCUGCUCUGUUUGUCCUGCCAGGAUGAGGCUCCCUACAGGCCCUACCAGGCCCAACCCAGAGUUGGGGCCACCACCACAGCCACCGCCCCUGCCUACCACCCACCAGCAGCCUACAAGGACAACCAUGCCCCCUCGGUGACCUCAGCCUCGCACAGUGGGUACAGGUUGAAUGACUACGUAUGA